UUCAGAAUGAGGCACACCUAUGUCAUCAUCAUUACUGAAGAAAAUGAUGUGAAGUAGACAAGUCUUAUAUUGGUGAAUCUGCUACAUUCAGAAUAUCAGCAUAACAUCAAGAACAUGCAGUCAGCUCAGGGGAACUUUUUUAUAUCUGAAAACCCAUUUCAAUAAUCAAGAUGGCUCAGGCGAGGUGGAUUGGAACGUUUCCUAUCGGGCGAUUGAAACCAUUCCUGGAGAAAAGCCGUAGUAACAAAGACGUGCUUUCUUUCCUGGUAUCCGAUGGACGCUCCCGGACAUUGAAGGCAUUAAAAACGCCGGACUUACCUACUGAAAACACUGCCUGCUGGCUAGCCAUUAUCGCUAAGGCCCUUAGAUGCGAGACGGACAAGGCGAGUGUGAUAGACCUUCUCACAAUGGUGCUAGGGACUGGGUUCUUCACCAGUGAGAUCACAAACACCUUGUCAAUGUUGACAAGAAACUCGAGUGAGGAUGACAUCAUCCAAUAUAUUCAGAAUUUGGUCGACAUCAUUAAUCAGGUUUUUCUUCGCUUGCCCCAUUCGUUUGCCGAUGUGUUUGGACAUAUUGUUAUUAUAAAGAAAACAACUGACGAAAUGCUGCUUACAACAACUGGUAGUAACAGACAGCGACUGCAAUCAUUGUCAGAUGCGGCAGCAAGUUUGAAAGAUACCGCGUUGAAAAGGAUGUCUGUAUACAACAACGGUCAAAGAAAGUCCAAGUCCGAAUAUAACCCACCACCAGACGAUUUCCGAACUAUUCCGAUAUUGCCUGGAACGUCAGACAUCUUCUUGAAUUCUCGAAAAGUAUAUCUUCGGGAAAAUAAAGCUGUUGGUGGAUAUGAAAAUCUAGAUCAUUAUUUAGACGUUCAAUUUCGUCUCUAUCGAGAAGAUUGCGUCAGUCCGUUACGAGAUGGCAUCAUUGAAUAUGUAAGCGCAGUGAACUCCGGGCAAAAGAUUGGCAGACUUCAAGACGGAAAACUAUACAAGAAGGUAGUCGCUUUGUCUAGGGAAUCAACGUUAGAAGGUGAACAGUACGUCAUAAAACUGGAUAAAGAGCAUGCAGGUAAAUUCAACUGGAUGUCAAGUGUCGAAGGACUAAUCUACGGUUCGUUGGUGUGUCUCUCAAAUGAUGACUUUCGUAAAAUACAUUUUGCAGUAGUUUCAAAUUCAGAUCGCAAAGACCUUCAAAGAAAGCAUGAAUUUUCAGUCGUGUGUCCCUCAAAUGACAUACUUCCUCUUGAAACACCUAUGACAAUGGUGGAGUCAUCAGCCUUCUUUGAAGCAUAUAGACACGUGCUGGCUGGCCUUCAGAACAUAGCGGAGGGGGAACUACCCUUCGAAAAAUAUAUAGUUAGGUGCAGAAAAGAUGUCGACCCUCCAGUUUACUUGGCAAAGAAAGAAACCGAAUAUGAUUUGCAACCAAUUAUUUCGAAUCAGUCAAUAUUUAAAGAAACACAGGCAAGAAGAUAUUUUAGGACAUUUGCUUUGGCAUCAGAUGGAGCAAACAAAGAUUCGGAAAUAAAAUGCAUGGUUGGAACCCUGUCAUCAAUAUCCAAAUGGCCAAAAGCUGAGAAACUUCACUUAGAUCAAUCUCAGUUUGAGGCCUUUCAGGCUGCUCUCACACAGGAGUUUGUCUUGAUACAAGGCCCACCAGGAACAGGUAAAACACAUGUUGGUCUUCAGAUUGCCAAAACACUCCUUCAUAACAAAGCUGCCUGGGCGACAGAUGAGACGAACAUCAAUGGACGGAUAAUAGAUCAGAAAAAAUGUCCCAUGCUUGUUGUAUGCUUUACAAAUCACGCUCUGGAUCAGUUCAUGGAAGGCAUCGUUAAGUUCCUUGAUCCAAAGGCACGAACGUCUUGGAUAAACGAUAUUGUUCGGGUUGGAGGAAGAUGUGAAAACGCCACAAUAGAACAGUUCUCAUUGAAAAACCGUAGACGCUCCUACCGUUUCGGAAGAGUGAAUGGCGUAGAAAUAUUGAAAUACGUGCAGGAGCUGCAGCAAACAAUUGCAAACACCAAAUAUCGCCUAAGAAAAUUAAAGUCUGUCAUAUUGGAUGUGGCUCUCCUGCAACCAGUCAUGUCUGAGCAACAUCAUAUACUCUUUCAAUGGUUGGGAGCUGACGAGAUGAUAUGGCUACAAGGGGCUCAAAGAAAAUACUUCCAGCAGCAGAAUUCGUUUCAUACAUCCCAGGUGGAAGUAGAAAAAUUGAAGAGGCAAACCCAACAAGAGUUAUUGGUUGUUAAGACAGACGCCGAAUUGCUGGAAGAUGACAGGCGUAUUGAAGAUGAUACUGUUGCUAGUCUUACAGUGGACAAGACUAUAGGAUUACAUAUGAAAUCUAUAAUUCCAAAUAUAUGCCAGCAGGAUAAUUCAAAUGACUCCAAUACGCCACAGAUGGACGACAUCUUCAAAACUUUGCUUACACAAGAAGUUACGAAGACUUUUGCCAGACUUAUCACCCAAGGUACAAUGACUGACGAAGAGGCAGAUCUUUGUUCCAAGUUUGACUUACAGAAGUUGGUUUCCUUAUCCCUUAACGAUCGAUGGCGACUGUAUAGGUACUGGGUACAGAAAUACAAGGCCUUGCAGGAGGAAAAGCUUUCUCGUUUAGAAAGGGAACUCGCCGAUGUUCUGAAAGAUUAUGAGAAAGAGAAAAAAGUGGUAGAUGCACUGAUAUUGAAAACUGCAACUGUGAUUGCAAUGACAACUAGUGGAGCAGCACGAUACCAUGGCGUUUUGAAGGACAUAGGACCAAGGAUAGUUAUCGUAGAGGAGGCUGCCGAGGUGCUGGAGACGCAUAUCGUUACUGCUCUCAGUCCAAAGUGUCAACAUCUCAUUUUGAUUGGAGAUCAUAAACAGUUGGAACCAAAACCAACUGUUUACAGAUUGGAGCAACAAUACAAUCUAGGCCUGUCAAUGUUUGAAAGAAUGUUGAAUAAUGGUAUUGAAAACCAUUGCCUGCAACGCCAGCAUAGGAUGAGGCCAGAUAUUUCCUCACUCGUGCGUGAUAUAUACCCAGUGUUAGAAGACAGUGAUAAUGUAUUCAAAUAUGAUCACGUGCUGGGCAUUGAAAAAGACGUCUUCUUCAUCAACCACAAGAGUUCAGAGGACUACGGGGGAGACACAAGAAGCUACUCUAACAAGCACGAGGCUGAGUACGUCGUUGCACUCUGUAGGCACUUGAUGAAACAGGGAUACGCUACCAGCCAGAUCACAAUCCUCGCUGCCUAUUCUGGUCAGAUGUUGCGCAUUAGAAACAUGAUGCCAAGAGAAGAAUUCGAUGGAAUAAGGGCAGUUGCCAUAGACAAUUUCCAAGGAGAAGAAACGGAUAUAAUACUCCUGUCACUAGUCAGAAGCAACAAAACAGGAAAUAUUGGAUUCUUGAAAAGAGAAAAUAGAGUUUGUGUUGCACUUUCAAGGGCUAAAAUGGGUUUGUAUGUCAUCGGGAAUUUCUCCAUGUUUGAAGCUGAAAGUCCUUUGUGGGCUAAAAUCAUUCAGAAAACGAAGUCAGAUCACCAAUUUGGAAAUGCACUCCCCGUCAUAUGUCAAAUUCACCCAGAUAUGCGAACUCCGAUGGCAGUUGCUGCAGAUUUCAUCAGAUCCCCUGAAGGAGGAUGUGACCAAAAGUGUGACUUUCGCCUUCCCUGCGGUCAUGCAUGCAGGCUAUUUUGCCAUCCAAGGGAUAAAAAACAUACUGAAUACAAAUGCAAAGAAAAAUGCAAGAAGACCUGCUCAAAUGGCCACGUCUGUCAGAAAACAUGUCACCUUGAUGAGGAAUGUAAGUGCCCCAUCCAGAUGAUGAAAGACCUUCCGUGUGGACAUGAGGUGUCCAUGAAAUGUCAUAAAUCAACCAAAAAUCACAGAUGUAGAGUGAUUGUGAACCGAACCUUAUCUUGUGGACAUGAGGCGUCAAUGGAAUGUUAUAAAUCAGCGAAAGAUCACAGAUGUAGAGUGAUUGUGAACCGAACAUUAUCUUGUGGACAUGAGGCGUCAAUAGAAUGCCACAUAUCCACUGACACUUACACGUGCAAAGUGAUUGUGAAGAAAACACUACCAUGUGGACAUGAACUGCCAUUGGAAUGUAACAUCAACUCGGAAAGUGUCAGAUGUGAAGAAUUCGUCAACAGAGUAUUAGAACGAUGUGGUCACGAUGCCAGUAUGAAGUGUUUCGUUGAUCCUGCGACGUUCAAAUGUCAAACAAUUGUUACGCGCAUACUGGAGCGAUGCGGUCACGAAGCGACGAUGGAAUGCCAAGUAAACGCCUUGACUUUUAUGUGCAAAAAGAUCGUUACACGGGAGCUACAAGCAUGUGAACACACAGCAGAUCUCGAAUGCUGGGUAGAUUCAACACAAUACAAAUGUACAGUCAUGUUGAGAAAACAUAGAGAAAAGUGUGGGCAUAGUUUUGAUGUCGUAUGUAGCCAAUACUCAUCGUCUUAUGAAAGAGAAAAUCUUUGCACAACGGCCGCUUCAAAAUGUUUCCCUGAAUGUCAGCAUUGGAUAGAUAUCACUUGUCAUAUAGACAUAGCUGACGUCAAAUGCGAAAUUAUCGUUACAAAGCAGUGGGAGUGUUCACACACGGCAGACCUUCCAUGUUGGACCACUUCCACAGCCAAAUGCGAACAGAAGUGCUUGCAAGUGUGUUCCAGGGGACAUACCUGUAUCAGAAUCUGCCAUUAUCCUGCGGAGUGCAUUUGCAAGCGACUUGUUGAUAAAAAAUUACCGAACUGUAGUCAUAUUCUGAAAAUGGAAUGUCACAAGGAUCCAGGUACAGUAUUAUGUCCUAAAAAUGUCAUGAAGGAACUUCCCCACUGUGGACACGCGAAGGAGAUGCCAUGUCAUGAAGAUCCAAACAAAGCUAUCUGCGAUCAUCUGGUAAAAAAGGCCUUAAUUCCUUGUGGGCAUAUAAAGAAAAUGAAAUGUUCCGAAGAUGUUUCAGAUAUAAAAUGCAUUGAAAUGGUCUCAAAAUGCAUUGAUCUGUGUGGACAUUCACAACUUAUGCCGUGUUCUACGGAUCCCUGCAGUGUUAAAUGCACUUCGCUGGUUGACAAAGUUCUUCCCAAAUGUGGACAUACCAGGGGAAUGAAAUGUUUGGUUGAUCCAACUUAUCUCAAAUGCGACAAAAAAGUUCUGAAAGAACUUCCAUGUGGUCAUGAGAUUAAGAUGAAAUGCUGCGAAUCACCGAAUAAAUCAAUUCCCUGUCGUGUUACGGUGCAAAUGUCUAGACGAACAUGUAAUCAUACAGUAGGCAUUGAAUGUUCAAAAAAGAACAGAAUCGACCCGGAUGAGUUAAAAUGCUACAAACUGACACAACAACAACAAGUGUGUGGACACGAGAAGUCCGUAGAAUGUUGGAAGUCCAAUAUACAAAGGCCAUGCGAUCAAAAAUGCAGUGUAACCCUUUUAUGUGGACACCCUUGUUGCGGGAAGUGUAAAAAAUGUUCAGAAAGUCUGUUCCACGAGACUUGCAAAAAGUCUUGUAGCAAAGAUCUUAUUUGUGGUCACUCCUGUAGCAACAGGAAAUGUGGUUCCUGUCUGCCAUGCAACAUGCAGUGUGAGAACUACUGUCCACAUCGUCGCUGCAACCAUGCAUGUGGAACUAGAUGUCAACCUUGUAAGGAGAAGUGCUCUCUAGCCUGUCCGCAUCACCAAUGUUCUCGGUUGUGCUCCGAGCAAUGCGAUCGACCGCGAUGUAACCUUCGAUGCCCCAAGAUCCUCAACUGUCAACAUAGAUGCAUGGGUUAUUGUGGUGAUCCGUGCCCUACGUCCUGUUUCACUUGUGGAAUCAAUGACGACCCGAAGGUCAACUGUAGAAAUGUCCCUUCACAUGACACGCGCUUCGUUCGAUUAGUUGACUGUGGACACGAGUUCCAAUCCAGCUAUUUAGACAAGAUUGUAGAUCGGAAAGGGGAUGCUUUAGAAGUUUUCAGAUGUCCAAAAUGUAAGAAAACAGUUCGAUGGCACCCAAGAUAUGUUACGGUCAUGCAAACACAACGGGAAGCAAUAGAUUCUGUAAAAACCUCGCUCAACUUUCACGAGUGGCAAUCAAAAGUAUCUUUUUCAAAGGCGACUGGAAGUGAUGUCAGUCAAAUCAAUGUGUAUAUUACCAGAUUUCGCACAUACUUGUAUAUCCAGCAGCGACUGCGUCUCGGGAUGAUUAAUACCAAUUUGCUCGUCCAAUGGGCUGUUUCAUUUACGGACGUGUUUGGGGUGUUCCUGAACAAUUCCCGCCGUGAGGUCGAAGUGACUUUAGAACAGCUACAUUGUAUCAAUCGAAACAUGUGUAAGCUGUCGGCAGUUUGGCUUCUGCUUAUCGGCAGUCAGUCUGGGGACAGAUCUGCUUCUGGUGAGUUAUUAGGAAUCGGGACCAAUGAACAAUCCUCGGACGACCACCGGAUGGAAAGCAACACGGAGGAAGAAAAGACCUUAAGUAAGAUGGAGAACUUUAUCAGGAAAACGCAAACGUUUUCAACUUCAGAUCUACAAACAGUGCUGGAAAAGCUGGAGCCAUUUAUAACAAAUUCAUCAGAAGCAACCGUUGCAUUUGAUUUCCCAAUUUUGGAAGCUUUUGGGAUUCACAAAGACGACUGGAUUAUCUGUGACAACGGUCAUCCUAGACCGUCAAACAUAUGGAGGAAGACGUGCUCUAAGUGUCCCAAUACGACCCUUUCAAUACAGCAUGCACUGGACGAGGGCGACGCUAGAAGAGCAGAUGGAUAUGGAAGCGGUCAAACCCGAGGAAAUGGUCGUGGAAGGGGUCAAAAUCGUCUGAGAGGCACAGGGCGCGGAGGUCAUGGUGAACACGCGAGGAGCUUUGAAAGUUUGACGCAAAAUCCAAUCACAACAGUUAAAAACAAAAACCCUGUCAAACAAUCUAAACAAAAACAGCAUGAAGACAGGCCAGGGAGGAAUCCUAACAUUACAAGAGGAGGACGUGGCGGGCGAGGAAAUGGAGGGCGAGGGCGAGGGCGUGGAGGGCGAGGAUGUGGGCAUGGUGGUGAGAAUGGUGGUGGCGAAGGGAUCAAAGAAGAUAGAGGUAAAAGGACAUGCCAAGGCAAUGAUAAUGAGAGUGAAAAGCAUCGCAGAGGGAGUGUAGAAAGACAGGACGAGAGUAUAAAAAGAGUGCGCAGUGAGGUGGUUAAAGGAGUAAAAAUACAAAACAAAGUGCGUGGUAAAGAGAGUAAUAGGGAAAGUGGAAGAGAAAAUUCUAAAACAGGUCAUGGUAGUGGUGAAGUAGUUGGGACACGCGAUGAGAGUAGUAAACGAGCUUGUGGUAGAAAGAACAAAGAAAGUGAGGGAAGCAUAAGCAGUACAAGGGGUGGAAGGCGUGGUGGAGGAAAUACGGGAAUAGAUAGUAAAGGAACUGGCGAAGAGGGUAAUGCAUGCAGUGAAGAUGAGCGUGCUGAUUACAGUAAUAGAGGGCGUGGCGGUGGUCUUGGCGGUGGGCGUGGGAGAGGACAUAGCGUCGGGCGUGGCGGUGGGCGUGGCGGUGGGCGAGGCGGUGGGCGUGGCGGUGGGCGUGGCAGCUGGCGUGGCGAUGGGCGUGACGACGGGAUUGCUGGUGGAAGUGGUGGUGGAAGUGACGUUGGAAGUGGUGGAAGUAGCAGUUGGCGUAAAGGUGCAAGUGGCACUGGGUGUGGCAGUGGGCAUGAUGGUGGCCGUGGCAGAUGGCGUGGCGAUGGGCGUGACUACGGAAGUGGUGGUGGUAGUGCUGGUGGAAGUGGUGGUGGAAGAGGCGUUGGAAGUGAUGGAAGUAGCAGUUGGCGUAAAGGUGCAAGUGGCACUGGGUGUGGCAGUGGGCAUGAUGGUGGGCGUGGCGGUAGAAGUGACGGUGGGCGUGACAGAGGGCGUGGCGUUGGGCGUGGUAAAGGAGGGACUGCAGGAAAAGGAGCAGAGAGUGGUGGAGGCAGUAAAAGAGGACGUGGGGGCGGCGGUGCCUCAGGAAGUAGCGCUGGACGUGGCGGCAGAUGAGGACGUUGUGUAAGUAGCAGUUGAUGGAGUUCGAAAAUGAAUUGGGCUGACAAACUUGACAGGGGACUAGGUUAUGAAAUUGGAGUUAUAAACAAGAAAACAUCACCGAGUAUUGCUUGCAGAACUUUGCUAAAGGAAAAGAGAAGUGUGUGAUUAAUGAAGUGAGGAAGUGCACCUAGGUAAUGCAAUGUUAAAAAGAGAGAUUGGGGAGUAAGGAAAUGCUGGAACGUUCAGUGAUGACGAAAAUAACGGAUGAAGUAUAAAGCAUAUAGCAUGGGAGAAUAGUUAGAGGAGAUAGCAGAGGAAUGGGUUCUAGGGUUGUUCAGGAAUACUGAGUAAAGGGUGGAGACGGAAUAGUAUAAUUGGGAUAUAAUAGUAAAGAGAAAAACAGAACAUUGUACUAAAGACGCUCAAUAUGAACAUAUUGCGUUAUUUGUUGUUUACUUUGUUAUAAUGUUCAAGUUGUAGAUUUUCUUUGGUUUAGUAUGUAGACUUACCUUAUACAAACACUCUAAUGUAAAUGUACUCAUCUAUAAAAUAUGUUUUGAAAAUGGUAUUUGUAUUAACAUGAUAUGCAAAUAUACCACGCUAAUACUGAACUAAAAUGUAUAUGAAUUUGCAAUCUAUCCCAUUUUGUAUCUGUGGAAAUGUCACAAUUUCUUAUCAAUACUGAUUUGUUUAUUCAGUGAUAAGUUGAUUAAAAGUUAGUGAUAAUAUUUACCCCAUCAGGGCCCAUGAGAAAAUAAAUACCAUCGUACGCAUGAGGUAUUUAUAUCUUUAUGAUUUCUCUUUCACUUUCACUUUCACUGAAAGUGAUGCACCUUUUUGUAGAUGAAAUAUUGACCUUAAUUUAUCUCAUAUCGGUGUGUUUGUAUUACAAUAUAUGAAUGAUAAAGCGAGUGUUAAUUGAAUAACCUCCUGAUUUUUCAGUAUAGAAAGAGUUGACCUAAUUGAUAUACAUAUGUAUUUCAAUAUAGACAGACUUAACUUAGUUUAGAGUUCGUGGAAUAGAAAACGUUUACGUAUACUUAUAAUCGUUUGGUGUAGGAAUAUAGUUACGGCAAACUAAUUCAUUUUGAACUAUGUUUUUAUUGAAUUAUAUAGUUAAUGUUUCUCAUCAGAGAGACAAAGUUUAACAGGUGUUCGAUUUUUGAAAAAGCAGACCUACUUUAAUCUUUGUUCUCCCAUUUCCCUGAUAAAAACUUUGGUGCCAACUUUGUCCUCCCUUACCCCCUGAUAAUACUUUGGGGCCAUCUUUGUCCUCCUUUACCCCUGAUAAUACUUUGGUGCCAUCUUUGUCAUCCCUUACCCCCUGAUAAUACUUUGGUGCCAUCUUUGUCCUCCUUUACCCCUGAUAAUACUUUGGUGCCAUCUUUGUCAUCCUUUACCCCUGAUAAUACUUUGAUGCCAUCUUUGUCCUCCUUUACCCCUGAUAAUACUUUGGUGCCAUCUUUGUCAUCCCUUACCCCUGAUAAUACUUUGGGGCCAUCUUUGUCCUCCCUUACCCCUGAUAAUACUUUGGUGCCAUCUUUGUCCUCCAUUACCCGAUAAUACUUUGGGGCCAUCAUUGUCCUCCUGUACCCCUGAUAAUACUUUGGUGCCAUCUUUGUCCUCCCUUACCCCUGAUAAUACGAUGGUGCCAUCUUUGUCAUCCCUUACCCCUGAUAAUACUUUGGUGCCAUCUUUGUCCUCCUUUACCCCUGAUAAUACUUUGGUGCCAUCUUUGACCUCGCUUACCCCUGAUAAUACUUUGGUGCCAUAUUUGUCCUCUUCACCCCUGAUAAUACUUUGGUGCCAUCUUUGACCUCGCUUACCCCUGAUAAUACUUUGGUGCCAUAUUUGUCCUCUUCACCCCUGAUAAUACUUUGGUGCCAUCUUUGACCUCGCUUACCCCUGAUAAUACUUUGGUGCCAUAUUUGUCCUCUUCACCCCGGAUAAUACUUUGGUGCCAUCUUUGUCCUCUUCACUCCUGAUAAUACUUUGGGGCCAUCUUUGUCCUCCCUUACCCUUGAUAAUACUUUGGUGCCAUCUGUGUCCUCCCUUACCCUUGAUAAUACUUUGGUGCCAUCUUUGUCCUCCAUUACCCUUGAUAAUACUUUGGUGCCAUCUUUGUCCUCCCUUACCCUUGAUAAUACUUUGGUGCCAUCUUUGUCCUCACUUAUCCUUGAUAAUACUUUGGUGCCAUCUUUGUCCUCCCUUACCCCUGAUAAUACUUUGGUGGCAUCUUUGUCCUCCCUUAUCCUUGAUAAUACUUUGGUGCCAUCUUUGUCCCCCUGUACCCCUGAUAAUACUUUGGUGCCAUCUUUGUCCUCUUCACUCCUGAUAAUACUUUGGUGCCAUCUUUGUUCUCCCUUACCCCUGAUAAUACUUUGGUGCCAUCUUUGUCAUCCCUUACCCCUGAUAAUACUUUGGUGCCAUCUUUGUCCUCCCUUACCCCUGAUAAUACUUUGGGGCCAUCUUUUUCCCCCUGUACCCCUGAUAAUACUUUGGUGCCAUCUCUGUCCUCCCUUACCCCUGAUAAUACUUUGGGGCCAUCUUUGUCCUCUUCACCCCUGAUAAUACUUUGGUGCCAUCUCUGUCCUCCCUUACCCCUGAUAAUACGUUGGGGCCAUCUUUGUCAUCCCUUACCCCUGAUAAUACUUUGGUGCCAUCUUUGUCCUCCCUUACCCCUGAUAAUACUUUGGUGCCAUCUCUGUCCUCCCUUACCCCUGAUAAUACUUUGGGGCCAUCUUUGUCCUCCCUUACCCCUGAUAAUACUUUGGUGCCAUCUUUGUCCUCCAUUACCCCUGAUGAUACUUUGGUGCCAGCUUUGUCCUCCAUUACCCGAUAAUACUUUGGUGCCAUCUUUGUCCUCCCUUACCCCUGAUAAUACUUUGGUGCCAUCUUUGUCCUCCAUUACCCGAUAAUACUUUGGUGCCAUCUUUGUCCUCCAUUACCCGAUAAUACUUCGGUGCCCUCUUUGUCCUCCCUUUCCCCUAAUAAUGCUUUGGUGCCAUCUUUGAUCUCCCUUACACCUGACAAAUCUAGAACCAAGAACAGUAGCCUUGCAUGUCCCGAUAUUUGAAAUGUUAACCUGUGCAUGUGAUUGUAUUUCCAUGUAAGUUUCAGCAUUGUGUAUCAUUUAUUUUAAGAUUUUCGUGCUAAAAGCAUUCUGCUCAAUUAUGAUCACGCCAACAAUGUUUUUUUAAAUAUCAUUCUCUACUGCAAAUACUUAGUGUAACAAUUUGUCAUUGCAUAUUCUAUUUAAAUUGGGCUAACUUUGUUUGGUCAAAAUAGAAACAAAAUGUACCUACAUAUGUAUAAAAUAUUACUUGUGACUGAAAUAGUAACAUGACAUUUUUUGAUGAAGGGUUUCAAUUUCAUUUAUUCCAUAAAUUGUAAGAUAUAAAAUAUUGUAAAUAGUGUUUUAACAUGGUCUGUAAUAAAUAUACAUUAUGCAACUAUACGCAUGUACAUGUAUAUACAAGAUACAUAUAUAUGUAAAGUUUAUUUAAUUUAAUGCAUUGUAUAGGUAUAUUUUUGAAUGUGGAGAAUCCAGUUUGUUCCUUU
Molecule: messenger RNA, 11534 nt
Organism: Pecten maximus
Lineage: Eukaryota; Metazoa; Mollusca; Bivalvia; Pectinida; Pectinidae
Product: NFX1-type zinc finger-containing protein 1-like
Biological process (GO): regulatory ncRNA-mediated heterochromatin formation
Cellular component (GO): nucleus; nuclear RNA-directed RNA polymerase complex
Molecular function (GO): zinc ion binding; helicase activity
Source: RefSeq, a predicted model, not a curated record